AUGGACCGCAAAAUCAUAAACGCAUUUACCGAAGAAGAAAAGAAGGCAAUUAAGGAACUCAAAGCGUUACUUCCAGAAAUUAUAAAAGAUUCAAGAGUUCCGGAGAAUUAUACGCUUUGGGGUAUUUCUUUGGAUAAAGAUUCGAGCGAUGAUAGACCUGAUGUUAUUCUCCGGAAAUUCUUGAAAGCCAGAAAUCUUGAUGUGAACCUUGCCAAGGAAAUGUUAACCAACUCACUCAAAUGGAGGAUCGAAUUUAAGACCGACUCAAUACUCUCCGAAACAUUUCCCGAAUCCAUAUUUGCGAAGGUCGGAUUCAUUCACAAACAUGAUAAAUACAACCGUCCAGUCACUUAUAAUUUAUACGGUGGGCUUGAUAAUAAUGAGGUUUUUGGAGAUUUGGAUCGAUUUUUAAGAUGGAGAGUUCAAUUGAUGGAAAAAGGAAUUCAGCAUCUAGAUUUUGUGAAGGUUGAUCAGAUCAGACAAUUAUCCGGAAUUUUUGGUAAACCUUUGUUUUCCAUUUGGUAUUCAAAGUUUAAACGUAUGGCGUCACUUAUCUAUUAUCUCGAAAAAAUGCAGGCUGUGAAAUUCUUUAUUAAUGUCCCUUGGUGGGGCGACUUCAUCUUUAAGUUUAUCUCCAUGUUUUUGUCGGAAGAAACCAAAAGUAAAUUUAUUGUUGCUUCGCAUAGUAACGUCAAGGAGUGUAUGACCGCUGCUAUCGAUGAAGGAAAUUUGCCCGUAGCUUAUGGAGGUCAGAGUAUUGUUCCAGGAUUUGAGGUUGAAGAAGUCAAUGUUUAA
This is a messenger RNA of Acaulospora morrowiae, 795 nucleotides long. NCBI's taxonomy places the organism in Eukaryota, Fungi, Glomeromycota, Glomeromycetes, Diversisporales, Acaulosporaceae. The record is from the annotation of a GenBank genome assembly.